AGUCAGCAGGAGGAAGGGAAGGCUCCCGAGUCAGAACAAUGACUCAUUUACAAGCCGGUCUCUCUCCAGAGACCCUCGAGAAGGCUCGCCUGGAGCUCAAUGAGAACCCAGACACCUUGCACCAGGACAUCCAGGAGGUGAGGGAUAUGGUCAUUACCAGGCCGGACAUUGGCUUUCUGCGCACAGAUGAUGCCUUCAUCUUACGGUUCUUGAGAGCCAGGAAGUUUCAUCACUUCGAGGCCUUCCGCCUCCUGGCACAGUACUUUGAGUACCGGCAGCAGAACCUGGACAUGUUCAAAAGCUUCAAGGCCACUGACCCUGGCAUCAAGCAGGCACUGAAGGAUGGCUUCCCCGGGGGCCUGGCCAAUCUGGACCACUAUGGCAGGAAGAUUUUAGUCCUUUUUGCUGCCAAUUGGGAUCAGAACAGGUAUACAUUGGUGGAUAUUUUGCGUGCCAUCUUACUUUCCUUAGAAGCCAUGAUUGAAGAUCCUGAACUUCAAGUGAAUGGAUUUGUUUUGAUCAUAGACUGGAGUAAUUUCACCUUUAAGCAAGCCUCUAAACUUACACCAAGCAUGCUGCGUUUGGCUAUUGAAGGCCUUCAGGAUAGUUUCCCAGCACGAUUUGGAGGAAUUCAUUUUGUUAACCAGCCCUGGUAUAUCCAUGCACUAUAUACUGUGAUCCGGCCUUUCCUAAAGGAGAAGACUCGGAAAAGGAUAUUUUUGCAUGGUAACAAUCUGAAUAGUCUACACCAGCUAAUUCAUCCUGAGAUCCUGCCCUCUGAGUUUGGAGGAAUGCUGCCUCCAUAUGACAUGGGAACUUGGGCAAGAACAUUGCUAGACCACGAAUAUGAUGAUGACAGUGAAUACAACGUGGAUUCCUACAGCAUGCCAAUGAAGGAAGUAGAAAAGGAACUCUCUCCCAAGUCCAUGAAGAGAUCCCAAUCAGUAGUGGAUCCAACAGUACUGAAACACAUGGAUAAAAAUGAGGAAGAAAAUAUGCAACCAUUGCUCUCCCUAGAUUGAUAGCUUCUCUACACUCCCUGUGGAUUAGAAAUGGAAGGUACUAGAUAUCAGCAAAAGGGACAACUCUGUGGAGAAAUUACCAGCUGGAAACUUAUUUAUUCAUGUUAAUGUAGCAUGGAAUAUAAUAAGGCAUCAGACUUUUCCAUUUGCCUGAUCCAUGGGUGCCCUGGUCUGAAUUUGGAAAAAAAAAGUUCAUUCUGUAAGUGCCAAGUUCUUUGUAAAUACACUGUAAUCUUCACAUUUACUUUGUAAAUUUUGGUAGUAACUUCACUUGGAAAAGACUGACUCAUAAGUCCUAUUAUGCCAGUGAAAUGAACUGUAACAAAAAAUCAGAAAAGAUACAUAACUAAUAAAAGCUAAUUAAACAUA
Molecule: messenger RNA, 1391 nt
Organism: Sorex fumeus (smoky shrew)
Lineage: Eukaryota; Metazoa; Chordata; Mammalia; Eulipotyphla; Soricidae
Gene: CLVS2
Product: clavesin 2
Exons: 5
Coding region: 39-1022 (327 amino acids)
Cellular component (GO): membrane
Molecular function (GO): phosphatidylinositol bisphosphate binding
Source: RefSeq, a predicted model, not a curated record